AUGCUGUUCGAGGCGUCACUGACUCGGGUCCUCUCAUCAGGAUUAAUUAUUACCAGCAUCCUUGCGGGAAAGGCGUCCGCACUUCCCGGCAGGACCGUCACCACCAGAACUAAAGUCCCUCUCGAUUCGACUGCUCACAGCUGGACCUACGUUAUCCCGAGCCACGUCCAGGAUGGAGCUGCGCGUGUCCGAUUUGACAUUCCCACGACGGGGUCAAAGCUCGAUACCCAGGCAUUGCUGACUUUGGACUCUCCUCAGCUUAGUAUCCUCAAUUCGUCCGUGUUUGACUGGUGGUACUUUGAUGCUGUCUCUGCGCAGGACCCGCGCGAGUCAUUGACCGUCACGUUCUUCACGGCUACUGCGGCCGCGUUCCCCUGGCUUCCAUCGAAUGAGUCAUCGGUGCUAAUUGCGUAUCUUUGGAUUUCGUUUGCGAAUGGGACUAUUUUGGAAGAAUAUGUGCCUGCCACUAUUGCUACGGUUGUGGGCGGACAGGGCGCAAGUUCGCCUAGUUCGGGGAAUUGGUCGUCGACUGGGUUUAGCUGGGCUGCCCUCAAGGAUGAUUUAUCUGCGUAUGAAGUGAUUAUUUCGUCGGAAAAGCUGCAGGUAGAAGGCCGAUUCAGUUUGACAUCAACACUGGGACCUCACUUGCCAUGUGGUAUUACAUCCGAAUCAACAACAUUGGAAUUUGCUCCUCAUAUCGGAUGGGCGGCCUUGAAGCCCAACGCAGUGGGCCAAGUCGAUAUCAACGUGAAGGGCUCUCGUCUACAAUUCCAAGGACCUGCUUAUCACGACAAGAGACCACGCGCUAAAAUUCGAAAGAAUUGGUCGGAUCGACCCUUUGCAGAAUCCGUCCAGAGCUGGUACUGGGGCCACGGCCAGAUCGGCCCUUAUUCGGUCGUCUGGUUUAGUUAUCUGGCGUUGGAUGAUCCGUCCCAGACGACCUAUGUGAGCAGUUAUGUCGCACGCGAUGGGCAAGUGCUGGUUUCAUCCUGCAACUCGACUGUGCUUACUGUUCGUCCCAUUGGAGACCCUGAAACCGGCGCGCGAUAUCCACCACUAGCAGGUGAUAUACCGGAUGGAUUUCAUCUGCAGUUUGACCUCGGAGAGGAAGGUUGGUUGAGAGCCAAUGUCUCCGGAACACGCAUUGCAGGGGAUGGGAAAUAUUACUUCCGAUGGGCAGGAACUAUGACUGGCGAGGUCAGCCAAUCUGAAGCUGAGCGGAGCCAAAAUGCGUGUGACGCUGGGUGUUCAUCAAUCACAGCGCGUGAUGCGGAGUCUGUGUUGACUGGCAGCGCUAUUUUUGAGCAGUUUGUCCUUGCAGAAUAA
This is a messenger RNA of Penicillium daleae, 1326 nucleotides long. RefSeq lists its product as uncharacterized. The transcript has 3 exons. NCBI's taxonomy places the organism in Eukaryota, Fungi, Ascomycota, Eurotiomycetes, Eurotiales, Aspergillaceae. Bases 1 to 1326 code for a protein of 441 amino acids. The record is from RefSeq and is a predicted model, not a curated record.